AUCUAGACCCUUUGGCCAAUAUAUUCGGGGACCGGUUUGCUGUGGUGAACCACAUGGAUACGUCCUUAAUUAGGUUCUGUAACGAAAUCAUUCGAGAGAUCAAAUACAACAAGCAGAUCGCUAAUGAUGUAGACAACGAGGAGACAAACAAUAAGCUACACACCUUGAACCUAUACAUUAUUCUGAUGCAACUGGAUGAUAGCCUCCUCAACCUCUAUGUCAUCAAAUUUGCAGAAGAUGUCCGUCUAACACCCGAAAUUGUGAAUAGAGAGUUAGCAAUUCUGAGAGAACUCGCCCAACCAGAAAGCGAGGUGUGUGCACUGGAAAGCAUAAAGUUUUAUGAGAGUAACGUGGAGUACAUAUACAGCACAGGGUGCCGUGCCCCUCUCUCCCGGCAGAUCUAUGGAGAUAUCUGCUAUCUUGAAGUGAAACCGAUCGGCAAGGCACCACUCUACAUCACUGCCAGCAGCCAUGGCUAUUUUUUGAAUAAUGGCCCUAAGAAGAAGACUGGUGAAUUAGACUACAACAAAAAUGGUAACUACUACAGAGAUCUUGUCUCUCUUCUGGGUGACCAAAGUAAGGUAUUUGAACAACAAAUUGCCAAAUUGAAAUUUCAAGUGAAACCAAGGCCCAAAUCUUCAAAGGAGAAGAACCAACCAUCGAAGGACCAGAAAGCAAAGGACACCACCAACUUUGCUCCAGAAAGUGACCCACUGAAAAAAGAAUCGGAUUUGAGUAUGAAAUCUAGUGGCACCAAUACAAAACUCUCUCCAUCUACGAGAUUGGCAAUGUUGGACGAUGAUGACAGCGUGAAAAAAGGUAUCUCAACUAAGAAGACUUCGGGCAGGAAAACAAAGCUUAGUUUUGGAAAAAGCAAAAAGAAACCUGAUGAAUCGGACGAGAGUCUCAGUGAUACGACAAGUGAGAGUGAAGAGGAAGAGGAGACAUUGGAAAGGCGGGAAGUGAGCACGGACCUCCCAACAGAAUAUUGGCAAAUACAGAAGCUGGUGAAAUACCUGAAGGUCAGUAACCAGACAGCCACAGUCAUAUUUCUGUGCUGCAUGAGAGACUUUAAUCUCUCCCAAGAGACUUGUCAGCUUGCCAUUCGAGACCUGGGAGGACUAGAAAUACUCAUCAACCUUCUGGACACAGAUGAAAUCAAAUGCAAGAUUGGUUCACUGCAAAUACUGAAAGAGAUCUCCGAUAACCCUCAAGUACGGCGCUCCAUUGCUGACUUGGGAGGUCUCCAAACCAUGGUGAAUAUUCUUCAAGAACACAACAAGGACCUGAAGUGUUUGGCAGCUGAAACUAUUGCUAAUGUCGCCAAAUUCCAAAGGGCUCGGCGGACUGUCCGUAAGCAUGGAGGCAUCAAACAAUUGGUGAAAAUCCUCAACUACCCCGUUUCAAACUACACCUUACCCCAUGAAAAUGAGAAAGACAUUGAGAUCGCCAGAUGUGGUGCUCUGGCCCUCUGGAGCAUCAGUAAGAGCAAGAAGAACAAAAAAUGUAUGAGACAAGCUGGAGCAAUUCCUCUUCUUGGCAGACUCUUGAAAUCUCAUCAUGAGAACAUGUUGAUACCUGUGGUUGGAACAUUACAGGAGUGUGCCUCAGAGCCAAGUUACAGAGCAGCGAUCCAUUCAGAAGGAAUGAUCGAAGAUCUUGUGAAGAAUCUGAAGAGUCAGAAUGAGGAACUGAAGACCUACUGUGCCUUAGCAAUAUUUAAGUGUGCAGAGGAUAAAGAUAGCCGUGAAUUAGUUCGAGAAUACGGGGGCCUUCCCCCUUUGGUGGCCAUAUUGUCAUCAGGUAACAACAAGGAGUUGCUGGCUGCAGCCACUGGUGCAAUUUGGAAAUGUUCCAUUAGUCGGGAAAACUUGGUUCAGUUCCGUGACCUGAAGGCCAUAGAACAGCUUGUGGCCUUGUUGAGCAACCAACCAGAGAAGGUGUUGGUAAAUGUUGUCGGAGCCCUAGGGGAGCUUGCUAGGGACCCACCAAACCGUCAAACCAUUAGGAAGGCAGGUGGUAUAACCCAACUGGUCAACCUGCUCACUGGAACUAACCAAGCGUUGCUAAUUAAUGUUACAAGAGCAGUCGGACAGUGUGCUGAGGAGAUAGAAAGUAUGAGAAUCAUUGAACAGCUGGAUGGUGUCAGGUUGCUAUGGUCACUGCUAAAAAAUCAAAACCCUGAAGUCAUCUCAAGCGCUGCUUGGGCCAUUUGUCCUUGUAUAGAAAAUGCUAAGGUAAGAAUCCUUUAAUCUCGCUUAAUCCAA
Molecule: messenger RNA, 2267 nt
Organism: Octopus bimaculoides (California two-spot octopus)
Lineage: Eukaryota; Metazoa; Mollusca; Cephalopoda; Octopoda; Octopodidae
Product: outer dynein arm-docking complex subunit 2
Molecular function (GO): protein binding
Source: RefSeq, a predicted model, not a curated record